Gamsiella multidivaricata is the source of this 2629-nucleotide messenger RNA. RefSeq lists its product as uncharacterized. Gene Ontology annotation, biological process: termination of RNA polymerase II transcription. Lineage: Eukaryota; Fungi; Mortierellomycota; Mortierellomycetes; Mortierellales; Mortierellaceae. The coding region runs from base 207 to 2531 and encodes 774 amino acids. The record is from RefSeq and is a predicted model, not a curated record. Gene Ontology annotation, cellular component: mRNA cleavage factor complex; cytoplasm. The transcript has 8 exons. Gene Ontology annotation, molecular function: mRNA binding; RNA polymerase II complex binding.
CUUUGUCCGCCUAUCCGUUCAUCCAGCUGCCGCUUUCAUCGGACAAGCACAUUACGCUAACAACCUCAUCAAGCAUCAACACCGAUCUUUUAUUCGAUCAAACCCUUCAAGCGCAAGCAAGUGUCUUUAUUGUGGCCCUUUGGUUGACUGCUGUCGUUAUUCGCCCUCACAGUCCGCACUCAAUUACCCGAGCGGCAGCCAGAGUCAUGUAUCAGCAGUUCCAGCAACAGCCGCAGCACUCCCAAGGGAGCCAGCCCAAUGGAGGACAUCAGAACAGAGAAGGCGUAGACCCAAUUCACAUUCGACAGCUAUACAGGAACGAACUUGCGACGCUGACGUUCAACUCAAAGCCGAUUAUCACCAGUCUGACGAUCGCCGCACAGGAGAACAUUGGUGUGGCCAAGGUUAUUGUUCAAACAAUCGAGGACAGACUCAGAACCGCACCACCAAACCAAAAACUGCCUACGCUGUACUUGAUCGACUCCAUUAUCAAGAACGUUGGCGGACCCUAUCUGCAUCUGUUUGGACGAUCAAUUGUCACUCUAUUUCUGGACGCGUAUGCAGUUGUGGAUCCUACCGUUAGGGCCAGCUUUCAGAAGGUGUUGGGAACAUGGCCCAAUUGGAACACUCAGCUUUUCCCGAGAGAUGCCAUUACAAGAAUUGAGCGUGGAGUGAUGUCGAUUCAACAGCAGCAGCAGCCAUUUCAGCCAGCGGCAAUGCAUGUCAAUCCUCACUUUACGGAACCGCACCCACGGGAUAAUGCGUUCAAUGCUCAGGAUCCUAGACAAAUGAACCGUCCGGCCGAGCCCAGCGUGGAUAAAGUCCUGAUGCAGGACAUUCAAUUACUUCUCCUCCAUAAGCAGCAGGCGAUCAUUGCCAACCCAGGGGACCAGGCUAGUGCCAAGCAAGCGACUAUACUUCAGCAGUUGCUGAAUAUUGUGCAGACGACUCAACUGACGCCUGAAAAUGCCAACAUGAUCAGGCAGCAGCUCUCCCAGCUCUGGACGGCCACUCCAGGUCUCCCUGGGUAUCCUCCAGGGGCGAUGGGUCAGAAUCUCGCUAUGGCGCCGCCUCUACUGCCACCUAAUAUGAUGAUGGCGCCUUCCAACAGCGUCGCGCCAUCAUCGUCGAUUAUGUCCGUUGCACCACCAGUUCCACCCUUUCCCGGUGUCGCGCCACCGCUCUUUGCUCCACACUUGCAACCAUCUCCCGGAUCAUUGUCUAGCCCUAUGGUCCCGAUGGCAUCUCUACCGACUCCAAUGCCUAUUCUUUCAGGGAACCUUCCGAUAUCUGGAGCGGGAAUGCCCAACAUGCCAUCCGCGCCCGUCAUGACUGGAGUUGUCGCACCACCACCGCCGCCUGUGGCAUCUACCCCAUCAAUACCACUACCUACUACUGCAGCUGUACCUAUUCUGCCCGGACAAGCGAGCGAUCUGUUUGCUAGUUUGAUGCAGUCGGGUCUGUUAGGACCGAACGGCACGUUGAACAACCAGCUCUUGCAGAAUGCUGCCAACAUGAAUCGCGCCCCACAGUCACCUAUGGUCGCCACGCCUCCACUUCCAAGCGCGCCUCUUGACCGCGUGGGCCAGAGCGAGCAGGAUCAAAGCAUCAUGUCUCUUGGACUGAUCGAACUUACGAGAGGGCGACCAGCGUCUAUCCAGGUCAUGUACGGCACACCGCCCUUGCAGUGCAACCAGUGCGGCUACCGAUGUCCUAAAUCUGCAGACGCACAAAAGAAGAUGGAUGCGCACCUGGAUUGGCAUUUCCGCCAGAAUCGUCGUAUGAAGGAUAAAGCCAAGAAGAGCCAUUCUCGAAGCUGGCUUGUUGGAGAAGAGGAUUGGAUACACUCUCGAGAAGGCGAUUUGGGACACGGCCAGCAGCCUGUGUUUUUUGAUUUCGGGUCUGGCAUGAGCAAGGCCGUGAGCAAGGACGAGUUGGCGCUACAGGAAGAAGUCGCGCAGCUCAAGGAACAAAUCGUAUCUGAGACUUCGCUUGUUCAGGAUCUACGCGGGGAUGAGAGAGAUACAGUCACAGUCCAAGGGGCUAUGAACACCAUUUCUAAAGGCUGCUCAGUCUGCAAGGAAAAGUUCAUCAAGAUCUGGAACGAGGCUGAAGAAGAAUGGUCCUACAAAAAUGCAAGCGUCGUCGAUAAAGUGAUUUAUCAUGCAACCUGCCAUGCAGAUCUAGUUCGAUCAAAUCAACGCCAGGCUGCGUUGGUAGAGGCUGCAUUGGCUGCAGCGGCUGCAGCUGCAACGACAGCGAGCGCAGAGGCAACUCCCCAGCAGACCAACAAAAACGCGUCGUUCCUUGUGGAGCCAAAGAUGGAACAAAAGGAUACCAAGGCCGACGACCUGUUGCUGUCUGAUACUACUCAAGUCGAGCAAUGGCCCGAUAUCAUAAAACAACAACACUCUGUCGACCAAGAGAUGACUGGAGCAGACUCCGAUUUGCCGCUAUCGUUGAAGCGCAAGCUCGAGAUCGACCAGCAAGAAGAAGAGCAGAUGGCGACAAAGAAAACUAUUCUUGCGUAGGACUCUUGAUAAUCUGCUAUCUAUCUUGUAAUAAAGCACUCACGAAUAAACAUGGUGCUUGGUACAUUUAGUAAGAGCAAUCGACAUAAUUGCAAAAU